Knipowitschia caucasica is the source of this 2055-nucleotide messenger RNA. The record is from the annotation of a GenBank genome assembly. Lineage: Eukaryota; Metazoa; Chordata; Actinopteri; Gobiiformes; Gobiidae.
AUGUUACCUCAGUCACACUCGCUGCUGCAGCCGCACUCACAGCCGUCAGUGAUCGUGAGAAUCACAGAGUUUGACAGUUUGACGGACAGAGAGUUCAACAGAACAGAGGAGUCUGACUGCCACACAGAGUCUGACUGCCACACAGAGUCUGACUGCCACACAGAGGAGUCUGACUGCCACACAGAGUCUGACUGCCACACAGAGUCUGACUGCCACACAGAGUCUGACUGCCACACAGAGGAGUCUGACUGCCACACAGAGUCUGACUGCCACACAGAGUCUGACUGCCACACAGAGGAGUCUGACUGCCACACAGAGGAGUCUGACUGCCACACAGAGUCUGACUGCCACACAGAGUCUGACUGCCACACACAGGAGUCUGACUGCCACACAGAGGAGUGCGACUGCCACACAGAGGAGUCAGACUGCCACACAGAGUCUGACUGCCACACACAGGAGUCUGACUGCCACACAGAGUCUGACUGCCACACAGAGGAGUCUGACUGCCACACAGAGUCUGACUGCCACACAGAGUCUGACUGCCACACAGAGGAGUCUGACUGCCACACAGAGGAGUCUGACUGCCACACAGAGUCUGACUGCCACACACAGGAGUCUGACUGCCACACAGAGGAGUCAGACUGCCACACAGAGUCUGACUGCCACACACAGGAGUCUGACUGCCACACAGAGGAGUCUGACUGCCACACAGAGUCUGACUGCCACACAGAGUCUGACUGCCACACAGAGUCUGACUGCCACACAGAGUCUGACUGCCACACAGAGGAGUCUGACUGCCACACAGAGGAGUCUGACUGCCACACAGAGGAGUCUGACUGCCACACAGAGUCUGACUGCCACACACAGGAGUCUGACUGCCACACAGAGGAGUGCGACUGCCACACAGAGGAGUGCGACUGCCACACAGAGGAGUCAGACUGCCACACAGAGUCUGACUGCCACACACAGGAGUCUGACUGCCACACAGAGGAGUGCGACUGCCACACAGAGGAGUCUGACUGCCACACAGAGUCUGACUGCCACACACAGGAGUCUGACUGCCACACAGAGGAGUCUGACUGCCACACAGAGUCUGACUGCCACACAGAGUCUGACUGCCACACACAGGAGUCUGACUGCCACACACAGGAGUCUGACUGCCACACAGAGUCUGACUGCCACACAGAGGAGUCUGACUGCCACUCAGAGGAGUCUGACUGCCACUCAGAGGAGUCUGACUGCCACUCAGAGUCCGACUGCCACUCAGAGUCCGACUGCCACACAGAGUCCGACUGCCACUCAGAGGAGUCUGACUGCCACACAGAGGAGUCUGCCACACAGAGGAGUCUGACUGCCACACAGAGGAGUCUGACUGCCACACAGAGGAGUCUGACUGCCACACAGAGGAGUCUGACUGCCACACAGAGUCUGACUGCCACACAGAGGAGUCUGCCACACAGAGGAGUCUGCCACACAGAGGAGUCUGACUGCCACACAGAGGAGUCUGACUGCCACACAGAGGAGUCUGCCACACAGAGGAGUCUGCCUGCCACACAGAGGAGUCUGACUGCCACACAGAGGAGUCUGACUGCCACACAGAGGAGUCUGACUGCCACACAGAGGAGUCUGACUGCCACACAGAGGAGUCUGACUGCCACACAGAGGAGUCUGACUGCCACACAGAGUCUGACUGCCACUCAGAGGAGUCUGACUGCCACACAGAGGAGUCUGACUGCCACACAGAGGAGUCUGACUGCCACUCAGAGGAGUCUGACUGCCACUCAGAAGUUACAGUCAGAGAAGAUUCUGUGGAUAGCUGUCACUGUGCCCACGGAGCUAACGAUGCUAACGGCGCUAACGGGGACGGGGAGCCGACAGGAGCUCGCUGAUUCACUGUCCCUGGACCUCGUUCCGGCCCCGACAGAGUCCUCCAUCUCUGCUCCACGUCUGAUUGGAACCUCGGCCAUGGCGGUGGUCCACUCCCAUCAGCCCCGUCACCUCGUCUGUCUUCACGCCGCCUCGUUCCCGCUCCCCUCUUUUGCUUUCUUGUCUUGA